GAAGGUAGGAGUCGCUGGCAUGCAACUUUGGUGCCAAGUCUGCACUCGUCGUCUUGGAUUAGCCCAGUGCACCAGAACACGUGCGAAUCAGCUGCUGCUUUGCGUGCGUUUUUGUGCUCCCAGUGUGUUUUCUGACUCAAUUUUGAAUAUUCCGCCUUCGAGGAUUCUGGCGCCCUUAGUGCAUCCGUCGAUUGCUCUACCGCACACAGUUGGAUCCCGAGCAGCUUUUCCGACCGGUGCUGAGGUAUGUGUGGAUGUUACAUAACAAGUAGUGAAAACAUUUUUACGCCUCCAGGAAACGGACCAGACGCGGAUGGUGUGACGGAAUGAGAUGUCGAGGUGGAGUGCCGCGGAUGCUGAUGAAAGAAGAAAUAUCGCCACGUCCCGUCGAACAUAAUUAAUUGCCAGUUGACGAUGCUGACCAAAUUUGAGCAUUGAAAGACACACCAGAAGCAGCACCAACCAACCCAAAAUGGACAUCGGCGAAGCCUUGCGCAACGAGGACUUGUCCAAAGCCGACUUCUUCGACUUCGUCGCGUGUCCGGAACUGUCGGACAGCAACCGACUGAUGAGGGGCUCGCCGCCCAGCAACGGUUUCGUCGACAGUCUGCACGAACUGAAGGAGGCCAACAACAACAACCUGCCGUCGACCGACGGCUUUGAGCACCUGCUGUGGAACAACGGCACCCAGCAGACCAAUGGUGACCUCAAGCCGGACACCGUCAAGCUGGAGACGGCCAUCUUCGGCUGCGAGGACUGGAACAAACUCUGGGGUCACGCGGUGGUCACCACCGAACCCGUGGGGUCAACACCAGCCGCCGCCCAGAGAAACACCGACGGCGCCAUUUACACGCUGACCGUGCUCAACGGCGAAAGCAACAACCAGAACUGGUUCGCGCCUAAACCUGUCGAAGACCCUCUUCCUCAACAGGAAAUCGAAAGUCUGCUGAGCAUCAUGGCGCCGACCAACGGCUUCCGCCCAGACUCGAUGGACCUGGUCAACUCGCCCUCGGCAGCCACCACCUUCAACUACUCAGACGAGUCUUCGGCGACGACAACACCCAGCUGCACUACCAGCACCGCCUCAACUACCACCACCACCACUUCCUCCUCGGAUCCGCUGCUGAACGAGUCCGAUGAAAAUUACCACAAUUCACUUCUGCGCAGCGCCCUUCAGGGCAAGGCGUCCUUCCUGUCCACGCGAUACAACAUCAAGUUCGAGCAAAACUGCGACGAGACCGGCGCCGAGUUAGGCCACACCAACGGCGGUUCGGACAUGGUGGUGACCAGUCCUAUUGGCUCCUCGAGGGCAGAUUCAUCCCCCAACCAGAACCUGUUCACCACCACUGGUGUUCUGCCCUCAAUGUUCGACCAUCAGAAUUUAGAUUCUGAACCGUCAGCGCACAGUAUGGAAGAACUGUUGUUGUCUCAGCUCGACGUGACCUACGACUACGAAAAGCUGCGCAGGAUCGAGGACGAGGUGGCCGAGUCGGUGCAGCAGUACUGCAACAACAACACGGUGCGCACCACCGACGACUCGAUGUUCAAAAUCGACGGACAGCCGCCGAGUCAGCCGGUGCAGGCGGCGCCGUCCACCAAGAGCAAGAAGUACUCGAAGCGCAGCAAGGCAUCGGCGGAAAAGAGCAACAGCGCCGCCAACGCGAUGACCAACGGCGGCGUCCGGAAGGAACGAUCUCUGCACUACUGCACCAUCUGCAGCAAGGGCUUCAAGGACAAGUACUCCGUCAACGUGCACAUCCGCACCCACACGGGCGAGAAGCCCUUCGCGUGCACCAUUUGCGGCAAGAGUUUCCGGCAAAAGGCGCAUCUGGCCAAGCAUUACCAGACGCACGCACAGAAGACGCUCAGCAAUAGCCCCAAUCACAAAUCCUCCAAGAGAUAGCGUGUGCACCGACCUAUGAGACACGGAUUGAUUUUUCUAAUCAUUUUUUUCGAACACGACAAGUGCAAUGAUCAAAUGGUGUCGAUUCAAAUAUCAUGCAGACGUGUUUCGUUUGAAUUCUUGCCUGAGAACAUUUUUUGUGUGUGCGUAACGAGGACUGUAAGAUUUUUUAAGGACCCAACGACUAUACCCAAUGCGUAAAAGCGACCCUAAUUAGACGCACCACCGAAAAAAGAAACAACGAAGGAAUCCUUUAUAUUGGACGACUUUGUAAAAAGAAUUGGCUUAGCCAAUAUCAAGUGUAGUUUUUCGUAUUUGAAAAUUAUGUUUUUAUUGUAAUUUAUUGUAAAUGACGUGCUGAAUAGGUAGUUUAAUGUUAAUUGUAAAAAAAAAAUAAUGCUGCGCGUUCAUCAGAUUCGCAGCUGUUUUUUGCCAUAUGUAUGAGUAACACAAUAAUGAGAUCCCGUAUAUAUAUUUUAGCCAACGAAAUCGCGGCAGAACAAACGCAUUUCAUCGCUUGUCCAUGAAAUGGAGCAGAGAUGUAAAUAGCCCAAUAUUGUAAAAGUGUGUUUAAACGCCUUAUAUGUAUAGUAAAAGUAAUUUUUUUUUUUGUAUAAAGAAGAAUGUUACAGAGUUUUUUCGUCUUUGGAUUUUAUCGUCUGUUAAAAUGAUUGAGGUUGUUCCUAAAUCAAUAUUUUUUUGUUUUUUCACUAUGAGAGGAAAGUUCAACAAAUAAGCAGCAGCUGUGAUUAUGAGGCUCUCCUGAAGUUUUAAAUUUUCUUUAAAAAAGAGCAACAUUUGAGAUAAACUAAUUUGGCAAUUUGCAAAUUUUAAUGUUCCCAUUUAGGAUUAAAAAAGAUAAUAUGCGUAACACCUCAAAUUUUAAACAUAUUUUGCGUAAUUUUUCAAAUUGAUACGCGUGUAUAAAUUGAUGAAAGGUGUGGCUGUGGAUUUAUUAAAAAAAGGUAAUCUUACGAUUUUGCGAUCUCAAAACACAAAAUGUAAUAAACAAGCUGAGAUUACUGUUUGAAACUGCUGCUGUUGUCCGCCACAGAACGUUAGAACCAGAGAGCAAAUCUUUUUCCAAUAACGUAUGGCGGAUUCGUGGAUCAAAUACUCUCUCUUUAAAUUAGGAUUUUUGAAAUUCUAAUUCAAUAAUUCGUAACUUGACGAUUGUGCAAGAUUCAUCAAGAGUAUUAAUAAAUAUUUUACUAUUUUGCUGCCGUAGAUAAGAACGGGGCCAAUUUAAUAUUUUUUACUACAUUUAUAUGUGUUAUUAAAACCGCAAGUGCCAAACUACUGGAUGCAUCACUAAUUAAAAUGUCAUCUCGAUCAAGUGCACUUAUAAAAUUUUGCUUCCUUCACGACCUUUGAGUACAAAGGACAGAGUUAAUUAACGAUUUUUGUGCUAGAAACGUGCCCACCCACACACGCAACGAAUGUAAACGUUUCCCCGUGCCCAUUUUACCCAUUCAUGCAAUAGUACUUAAAUGAAGAAUAAUAGUAGACAAGGAAAUUUAAACUUACAUUAACUUUUGCCGUAAACCAUCACAAUUAAUUAGCCGGAAAAAAUUAUAGUAGUCUAGACUGAGUAUCUGUAGCUGAAAAGAUUGGAGCUUCACACACGAUUAAGUAAUUUUAAUGAAUUUAAUAACCUUUAUUACUUUUAUAUAUUUUUGCAGCUUAUAGACAGUUAUUAUUAUUUUCUACGUAUUUUGUUUGUCAAUUGAGAUAUGCAAGGUGUAUCUUUAAAUCAAUAAAACUGAAUCAAAUGGUUCGAAA
This is a messenger RNA of Neocloeon triangulifer, 3685 nucleotides long. RefSeq lists its product as uncharacterized. Gene Ontology annotation, biological process: regulation of transcription by RNA polymerase II; cell fate commitment. The transcript has 4 exons. Gene Ontology annotation, cellular component: cytoplasm; nucleus. Gene Ontology annotation, molecular function: histone deacetylase binding; RNA polymerase II cis-regulatory region sequence-specific DNA binding; DNA-binding transcription factor activity. The record is from RefSeq and is a predicted model, not a curated record. NCBI's taxonomy places the organism in Eukaryota, Metazoa, Arthropoda, Insecta, Ephemeroptera, Baetidae. Bases 473 to 1903 code for a protein of 476 amino acids.